Perkinsus marinus ATCC 50983 is the source of this 702-nucleotide messenger RNA. RefSeq lists its product as hypothetical. NCBI's taxonomy places the organism in Eukaryota, Perkinsozoa, Perkinsida, Perkinsidae. The record is from RefSeq and is a predicted model, not a curated record. The transcript has 6 exons. The coding region runs from base 1 to 702 and encodes 233 amino acids.
AUGGGCACUCCCUUAGUCGACGAUGAGUUGACAUAUGAUGAAAGCUGGGCAGAGGCUCUAGCCGUCGCUGUGGAGAUGGUCGCUUCUAUAUCUCAAAGGAUGCUGGCCAGCGCCGAGGACUUUGGUGACUUCUUCGUUGAUGACUGGGCUCGCUCGAAGGUCGAUGCAAUGAUGGCUGGUCACACACGCUAUCCCCCCAAGGCAGCGCCAUUACUCCUGACAUUCUUUCGUCAGUGGUGGACCACUGCUCACAAGGCCACUCGAACGAAGCUUCUCGAUGAUCUGGCCGGCAGACUCAUCAUUCAUCUGCGCGGUACUGCAACGGCUCGAGCUAUCAUUCACAGUCUCAUCGAAGAUCCCCGAUCGGAUGAAGAGUUCAAUCUGAUUGCGCGUCUUGAAGGCUCCUGUAAGAUGCCGAGUCCUGAGACUGUGAUGGCGAUAGUGCUGACUUGCUCGCGAGCACAAUGGAGAGUUAAGGCGUGGCAAAGCUGCGGUGUCAUGUCGGAGGGCCUAGUAGAAGUCUGCAGGAAGGCGGUUCUAUAUGAUCCGGACGCUCAAGUCAGGCCCCAAGCCCUGGCAACCUGCACCUGUGCACAUUUGGUCAUUCUGGCACUCAGCGAAGAUGAUUCUGGCAUGAUCAUUCAUGUUGAAUCAGAGAUCCUCAAAAGGGUUGAGGCUGAUUCUGAGCAGUUCCUCCGGUAA